Phaeoacremonium minimum UCRPA7 is the source of this 486-nucleotide messenger RNA. RefSeq names its product putative nacht and wd domain-containing protein. Gene Ontology annotation, molecular function: protein binding. NCBI's taxonomy places the organism in Eukaryota, Fungi, Ascomycota, Sordariomycetes, Togniniales, Togniniaceae. The coding region runs from base 1 to 486 and encodes 161 amino acids. The record is from RefSeq and is a predicted model, not a curated record. The transcript has 2 exons.
AUGACCUCCAUCACGUACGGUCCAUAUCCUCAAUACUUUGCGUGCGGUCAGGAUGACGGUAGUGUGACGAUCUACGACAUCGCCAACGGCAAAAAGGUCCGAAAGGUGUAUAACCACGCUAAUAUUGCUGCUGUCAUCACCCUCAACUGGUCACCUACGGGGAAAUAUAUGGCUUCAUCUGACGAUAACGGUCGCGUUAUCGUUAAGCGACUAGAGCAAAAGGGUGAAGACGGGAAGUGGGCCGUGUUCCCUUGCCUAGAUUUCCGAGAUCAGGAGCCUGCGAAUGAGUUCUGCUUCAACUACAACGAAAAGCUGGUGCUCAUCUCAUUUCCCGCCUCGGACCGCGUGUGGAACUUGAAGACCAAGACACAAAUCUGGCGGCGCGAUCGAGAACCGGAUCUGGAAGAAGCAAGCACCCACUGUAUACCCAUCAGCUGGCGUCUCGCCAACAUCAGUAACCUCUUCAGUGGUAUCCUUCAGUACUAA